AUGGCCGCGAAGAAAACCCGCCCCGGCAAGCACCAACGCCAUUAUUACAAGAAGAAGAAAGCUCGCGAAGCCCGCGCGCAAUGGCAUGAGGCUGAGAACAACGCCUUUCCAGACACGGGAACCGAUCCCAACGGAAAACCGAUGGAGGCGACGGAGGGACACGGGUCUCCUCAGAGUGACAAGGUCAUCGCGCCUGAACACAGAAUCGAAGAGGCAGCGUCACACAAGCACGAGUAUCGUCCUGAGCUAGAGCCCCAGAAGAAGACGGGCAAGAACAAGAAGAGCGAGAAGAAGAGACUUCAUCACUUCACUGUUCAUCACGGAGAACAGAUGAUGAGACGCCAGCUGAUUAACGAGAGAUCGAUUCGUCUCAUCUGGAAGAGAAUCGACGAGAUACAUUCGAUAUUGGAGGAGAAGCACAAGGGGAUCAAUGCCAGAGCCGCAGUCAUCGAGAAGCACUUCAACUUCACGGUUCAGCGGGGUGGAGAGAUUAAAAAGCUUCAGGAGACUAUGAAGACUAUGCAGCAGGGUAUUGAAACAAUGAGAGAGGUGGCUGAGAGUCACAGUGCUGAAAUUGCCGAGCUCAAGAGCAAGCCCGCUGCUGCUCUUGCCCGCGGAAUAGGAGGACCGGAUGAGCGUACCGGAGACAUUCAGCCAGGUGGGAUGGAGGGUCAUGAAAAGAUCGGCCGUGACGAAAUCCGUGCUUUGCAGCGUAGCAACGACGAGAUUAAAGCUGAGAUGGCUGCCAUGAAGGAGCAGAUGAAUGCCCAGAUCGAGGAUACCGGACGAAGGCGAAGCCACAGCAACGAUGACGACGAGGCUGGAGGAGGCCCUCAGAAGAGGGCCAAGGAAUUGGAAAGGGAGAGGCUGGAGAGGGAGGCCGCGAGCAAGGCCCAAAGACCGAGGAGAAGACUUGGUUGCCAUCCCGACUGCGGGAGGGCAGAAAAACCACUACCUACUAUUGAUUGUGGUAGACAGUCUCUGGCGCCCAAGGUAGGCGCCGUUGAUCAAUAG
This is a messenger RNA of Colletotrichum phormii, 1014 nucleotides long. RefSeq lists its product as uncharacterized. Bases 1 to 1014 code for a protein of 337 amino acids. The record is from RefSeq and is a predicted model, not a curated record. NCBI's taxonomy places the organism in Eukaryota, Fungi, Ascomycota, Sordariomycetes, Glomerellales, Glomerellaceae. The transcript is spliced from 3 exons.